GUCUUCACCACUUUUAACCAAACACCACCACCACGAUUCUUCAUUCCAUUCGUCUUACACAGAUUCUUGACAAUGUCGACCACUGCUGCAUCGCUGACCCUCUACCACAAUCCCCUUUGCGGAACCUGCGUCAGCGCCACGCCUCUUCUCGAGGCCGAAGCUGAGCGCAAGGGGUUCCAGCUCGAGAAGGUCGAGUUCAAGUACAACCCUCUCCAGCCCGAGCAGGUGAAGCAGAUCCUGAUCUUUCUCGGCGCCCGUGAAGGUGAGAGCGAUGAGGAGACUGCCAAGAUCUGCCAGGAAUUCCUGAGAAAGGACGCGCCCAAGGUAUCGAGCAUUGCUGAGGCGCAAAAGGUUGUUGCGGAAAACCCUGCCUUGAUGCAGAGACCCAUCGUCGUCAAUUGGGCUGCGCAAAAGGCAAAAAUCUGUCGACCUGCAGAUCUGAUUUACGAGAUGACCAAGGACCUUUAGUCCAGGAACGUAUUACUUUUUCACAUCUCAAUAAAGGAUUGUUUAAACGAGG
This is a messenger RNA of Gamsiella multidivaricata, 520 nucleotides long. RefSeq lists its product as uncharacterized. The coding region runs from base 73 to 468 and encodes 131 amino acids. Lineage: Eukaryota; Fungi; Mortierellomycota; Mortierellomycetes; Mortierellales; Mortierellaceae. The transcript is spliced from 3 exons. The record is from RefSeq and is a predicted model, not a curated record.